AGUGCCAGUAAAAUGUGCCAGCGGCUAUAUACAGUGAUACCUUGAAUUAAGAUCUUAACUCAUUCUGUGACUGAGCUCUUAACUCAAAAUGCUCUCAUCUCAAAGCAAAUUUCCUAAUGAAAUGUUAUUAAUCCACCCCCACCCCCCAUUUUUGUUAUGUGUUUUUAAAUAGGAUUUUAAAAAUGUACUUUAUAAAUAACAAAUAAUGUAUAAAUGCACAUUCACAUAGAAGAAUAAAAAAGAAAGCCCAACUUUAAAAUAUUAGAAGGACAAAGUUGUGGCAAGGAAGCACUUGAGACAACAAAAUGUGUGAUGGCCAGUGUAACAGCAAAGCAAAACCUGCACAUUUUCAUGGAACAGUAACAGCAGAGAUAUCAACUUUAAAAUGGUAGAAGCACAAAGUUGUGGCAAGGGAGCACAUUUUCUUCAUAAUGAACAUACAGACGCAUCAUUUUCUUCAUACUGAACUCAUUCUAGCCUCUCUCCCUCUUCAUGAAGCCAAACCACACAAAAUCAAAUAAACCAAAGUUCCUCACAGAAGACAAAAGCAAAGCAGGCAGCAAUUUUCCAAAGCAGGCAAGAACAUGAGGCACGGAGGCCCCAAAGUCUCAUACUCCUGUGCUAGCGCUUAUUCUAGAACUAGCUCUUAAUUCAAAACUCUGCUCUAAUAGCAAAGCAGAAUCUGGGCUGAGCAACAGAUCUUAACUCAAUAUGCUCUGAAGCUGGGACACACUUUUAAGUAUUUCCUGCCUACAAGCUUAACAUGUAAAUGAUAUACACAAAACACAAAAGGAAAUGUCCUGGGAACAAAAGAGGAAGAGAAGCAAAGUAAGGCACCAGUUUUUAAAGUCACAUAGUAAGUCUAAUGAAAACUAAAUUGAACUGAAAAAGUUCACGGAGGAAAGCAGACAGUCUUUCAUGAACAGGGUGAAAAUCUGAUACACCCUCUUGAAUGAGAACAAUUAAAAGACCAUUAGGGCAAGAAGAAAAUCAGAGUACUAUUGCUAAUGCCUAUCUUGAAAUCCCACAGAAAGAUGAACCCAUUUCUGCUGAAACGGAAAGUUUUUACUGAAAGCAAGGCCUUGCUUGAUGAGCUUCUGGAAGUACAACAUUUCCGCACCAUCUACAACAUCUUUGUGGCAGUAUUCUGUAUCUUUGUUCUUAGGGCAGUCCUUGUGGAUUUCAUCGAUACAGGACGUGUUGCCCUUGACUUUGAAGUGAUCGUCUUUGCUUUUGGACGGCUACACAUGACACUCUUGCCCUGGCUCGUCAUGUUCCUCUACACCUUAUUAGUGCCCUAUCAGGUCCUGCACAUCUGGGUCAACCUCUUGAAGACACUCCAGUUGCCCGCUCUCCUAACUAUCAUUGCCACAGUGGUGUUGCUGAUCGGCCAUGCGACAGUUUUGGCCUUCUAUCCUGUUUACACUCUCAUGUCACAGCCUUUUGGGCCUGCCUCCUGUUGCAUCAUUACCCUUGAGCAGCUCCGGUUCCUGAUGAAAAGCUAUUCCUUCCUGCGGGAAACUGUGCCUCCAAUCCUUCAGUCCAGGUCAAAUGAUGGGGAGAUGCAUCUACCUCAAUUCUCUACUUAUCUGUAUUUUCUCUUCUGCCCUACUUUGAUCUACAGGGAGAACUAUCCAAGGACACCCUGUGUUCGAUGGAGGUAUGUCAUCGAGAACUUUGCUAAGUUCCUGAUGUGCCUGUUUUAUGGAUCCAUGCUCUUCAAGUGCUUCACAAUUCCUAUCUUCAGCAACAUGAAUAAGCAGCCCCUCACCUUCCGAAGUUUUGUGCUGAUUGUCUUCAGUGCAACAUUGGCAGCAUUAUAUUUGGCAAUUCUGAUUUGGUAUACCUUUUUCCACUGUUGGCUUAAUGCCUUUGCUGAAAUGAUGUGCUUUGCUGACCGCACUUUCUACAAGGACUGGUGGAACGCCACAUCUACUUCUGCAUACUUACGGAGCUGGAAUGUAGUAGUACAUGAUUGGCUGUACUGUUAUAUCUAUCAUGACCUUCUGUGGGUAUUCAAAUUAAAGGCCCAGUCUAUGGCUGUGUUGUCCACCUUCAUUGUUUCAGGCGCUUUCCAUGAAUAUGUCUUCAUGAUGAGUUUUGGUUUCUUUUACCCGCUUCUGUUCAUAUGCUGGUUUAUUGUCAUCGCAACAGAGAUCUUGGGAAUGCCAAGCACAAACAUCUUACUAUGGAUACGUAUACUGUUUGGUUUAGCACUUCUGUUCUCCAUGCAAUCCCUAGAAUGGUAUGCCCGAAUCCAUUGUCCAGUCCAGAAGAAUACAUUCUGGACAAGAGUGACCCCACGUACUUGGUCCUGCUAUUCCUAGGCCAUAACAGCUAACCUUUCAAAAAGUUAUUCCUCCUCUCUGCUCCAUUACUGAAAAAGAACUCCAGGCAGAAGCACU
Anolis carolinensis (green anole) is the source of this 2405-nucleotide messenger RNA. RefSeq names its product sterol O-acyltransferase 2. Bases 1008 to 2327 code for a protein of 439 amino acids. Gene Ontology annotation, cellular component: endoplasmic reticulum membrane. The transcript is spliced from 12 exons. The record is from RefSeq and is a predicted model, not a curated record. Gene Ontology annotation, molecular function: cholesterol O-acyltransferase activity; fatty-acyl-CoA binding; cholesterol binding. Gene Ontology annotation, biological process: cholesterol metabolic process; cholesterol efflux. Lineage: Eukaryota; Metazoa; Chordata; Lepidosauria; Squamata; Anolidae.